Molecule: messenger RNA, 2987 nt
Organism: Myxozyma melibiosi
Lineage: Eukaryota; Fungi; Ascomycota; Lipomycetes; Lipomycetales; Lipomycetaceae
Product: iron-sulfur clusters transporter atm1
Exons: 2
Coding region: 465-2729 (754 amino acids)
Biological process (GO): intracellular iron ion homeostasis; transmembrane transport
Cellular component (GO): mitochondrial inner membrane
Molecular function (GO): ATP binding; ATP hydrolysis activity; ABC-type transporter activity
Source: RefSeq, a predicted model, not a curated record
CAGCAUCUCAAUUGCUUCGUAUCUGUAUCAACAACCACCAAACAUCUCAUCCACCCGCAGCUCAUGCGCCGUAUGAGCAAAAUACGAGCACUUUUGAGCAGUUCACGUGACUCAGACCAGGCCCACGCAGCCAACCGCCCGGCAGCCAGAUAUUUGCUUCUUCCCGCUGCAGAGAUCUUCUCAUAGUCAGACCAGGCUGUCUCUUUGCUUCCCUCCUGUUUGUUGCUGUUUUCUCACAGAGCAGCCGUAGAUCCGCGUGCUCAGCGACGCAGUUGCGCUGCUAUUGCGCAAUCCCGAGAACGGCUCGUGGACAAAACGCUAAAAUAAAUUCAAUCCCGGCCUCGAACCAGCUUCCCCAGAAUCCUCCUCCUCCUCCUCUCGUCCAUCAUCCUUCCUGCUCCUCCUGCUCCCGCUCACUCGCAGCGUCGCUGUCUGCCGAUCACCCUCUGAUCCAGCGUAAUCCAAUGUCGGUCUUGCGCGCAAGACUGGGUCUGCUCGCGCUGCAGCGCCCGUCCUUGCUCCUUCUCCCAGCUGCUUCGGCUGCCGUAGCUGCCCACCCGUUUCAAUCCCAGUCGACUUCGUUCUCCUCAUCUGCUUCUUCCUCCUUCUCCUCCUCAUCCUCUCCUUCUCCUGCUCCAGGUCUGAGAUGGCGUCUAUCGUCAGUCGUGCAGACCGCCCACCGCGCGCGUCAGAUACGUCUCCUGCACUCUUCUCCGAUACUCCCCAACUCCUCCAAGCAGUCAUCUCCGAACCAGUCAGCAAAGAAACCCAUUUCUGCUGAGGAAGUCAAGCCAGAGGCCAAACCAGAGGAGAAAAAACUGCAAAACUUCAGCAAGCCGCCUGCAAAUGCUUUGCUCGAGGAAAAAGUCGUCGAGCCAAAGACGCAGCGCGCGGCGGAUUGGGCCAUCAUGAAGGAGAUGAUGCAGUAUCUGUGGCCAAAGGGACAAAAUGGCGUCAAAGUGCGCGUCGUGAUUGCUCUGAUCCUGCUCAUCGGCGCUAAAGUGCUCAACGUGCAAGUCCCUUUCUUCUUCAAAGAGAUCAUCGACGCAAUGAACAUCGACUUUACCUCCCACGCCGGCACGCUCUGGACCGUUGCCGGCGCCGUCAUUGUCGGCUACGGCCUUGCGCGCGCGGGCUCAACACUCUUUGGCGAGCUGCGCAACGCGAUCUUUGCCUCCGUCGCGCAAAAAGCGAUUCGCUCGGUCGCGCUCGACGUGUUUCAGCACUUACUCCGGCUCGAUCUCAACUUCCACCUCUCGCGACAGACAGGUGGGUUAUCGCGCGCAAUCGACCGCGGUACCAAAGGUAUCUCGUUUGUGCUCACGUCGAUGAUCUUCCAUGUCUUGCCCAUCACGCUCGAGAUCGGAAUGGUCUGCGGCGUGCUCACGUACAGCUACGGCUCGCAGUUCGCGGCCGUCACAUUCUUCACCAUGCUUGCGUACACAAUGUUCACAAUCAAGACGACCGCGUGGCGGACCAAGUUCCGCAAGGACGCCAACAAGGCCGACAACCGCGCCGCGACUGUUGCAGUAGACUCGCUCAUCAACUACGAGGCGGUCAAGUACUUCAACAACGAGGGAUACCAAGCCAAACUCUACGACAAUGCGCUGGCAGACUACGAGGCCUCGUCGAUCAAGAUUGCGACCUCGCUCGCGCUCCUCAACUCAGGCCAGAACCUCAUCUUCUCGUCCGCGCUGACGGCGAUGAUGUACAUGGCAGCGCAGGGAGUCAUGGAUGGAUCGCUGACGGUCGGCGAUCUGGUGAUGGUCAACCAGCUCGUGUUUCAGCUCUCGGUCCCGCUCAACUUCCUCGGCACGGUCUAUCGUGAACUACGCCAGUCGCUGCUUGACAUGGAGACGCUGUUCAAUCUGCAGAAGGUGAACGUGGCGAUUAUCGACAAGCCCGGCGCGCCGGAGCUUAAGCUGACAAACGGCGAUAUCAAGUUCGAGAACGUGACGUUCGGGUACCACCCCGACCGCCCCAUUCUUUCAAACGCGACGUUCACGAUCCCCGGCGGACAAAAAGCGGCGAUCGUGGGUCCAAGCGGCAGCGGCAAGUCCACGAUCCUGCGCCUGCUUUUCCGGUUUUACGACGUGCAGUCCGGUCGGAUCUUGGUCGACGGGCAGGAUAUCCGGGACGUGAGCCUCGACAGUCUUCGCCGCAAGAUCGGAGUGGUGCCGCAGGACACGCCGCUGUUCAACGAUACGAUCUUGCAUAACAUCCGGUACGGCCGGAUGGACGCGACGGACGAAGAAGUGCGACGGGCGGCCGAGCGCGCAAAGAUCGACAAGCUGAUUUCCGAUCUUCCGGACGGGUGGCAGACCAAGGUCGGCGAGCGAGGAAUGAUGAUCUCGGGGGGCGAGAAGCAGCGGUUGGCGGUUUCGCGGCUGAUUCUGAAGAACCCGGAGAUUAUGUUUUUCGACGAGGCGACCUCUGCGCUUGAUACGCAGACGGAGCAGUCGUUGAUGCAGAACAUCAAUGGAAUUGUUAAGGAAGAGGGGACGACGAGCGUGUUUAUUGCGCACCGGUUGAGGACGAUUAUGGACUCUGAUAAGAUCAUUGUGCUGAAGGGAGGCAAGAUGGUGGAGGAGGGUACGCAUGGUGAAUUGAUUUCGAGUCAGGGAGGAGUGUAUGCGGGGAUGUGGCAUGCGCAGGAGGUGAUUGAGGUGAUUGAGGAGGAGGGCGAGGCGGUGCAGAAGGAGAUUGAGCAGCUGAAGAAGUUAGAGUAGUGUAUAUAGGCUUUAGAUGGAGUAAUAAUAUUUUGACAACAUAGAUGAUGAAGAGAGUGGGAGUAGUGUAUAUAGGCUAUGGAUGGAGUAAUAAUAUUUUGACAGCAUUAGUCUAAGAUGAUGAGGGUGGUAUAAGGUAUAGGUGGAGUAAUUAUUAUUGUUUGAUAUAUACAUUAGGAGUCAGACUGCUCUUCAUUGUCGUCGUCGUCGUCCUCUUCUUCUUCCUCAUCCUCAUCCUCCUCCUCCUCAUCAUCAUCA